GCGAUGAAGUUACUUCCGCUGACGUCACAGUCAAGCCAGUAGGAGUCACAAGGAAAACAAUAACGAAGAUAAAACAGGAAAAUAGGCUAUCGAUUGUUUAGGUUUUUUGCGUGUUUUUAAUUCACUGAAUAUUUGCCAUCAUCUGAGUUAGAUAUGAAAUUUAAGUUUAAGGAAGAGCACACGUUUGAACAGCGCAAGGCUGAGUCAAACAAAAUACGCUCUAAGUAUCCAGACAGAAUACCUGUGAUUGUUGAGAAGGAUGCCAAGAGUCAGAUUCAGAACAUCGACAAGAGGAAGUUCUUAGUGCCCAAUGACAUUUCUGUUGCUCAGUUCAUGUGGAUAAUCCGCAAGCGGAUACAGCUCGCCUCAGAGAAAGCCAUCUUCCUCUUUGUGGGAAAAGUUUUGCCACAGUCCAGUGCAAGCAUGGGUCAAGUGUAUGAAGACCACAAAGAUGACGAUGGUUUUCUCUAUAUCGCCUACAGUGGAGAAAACACGUUUGGGGAGUUACAGUUACAGAUCUAUAUUUAAUACACAUCACAGUUUUAUCCACUCUGACUACAAGUACUUGCCAUGACUGCAGUAGCAGUGUGUAAUGGCAGUUAACUUGUACAGGGCUUGAACUUAACAGCGGCACCGAUGGCAAUUGCUAUCAUUGAGAUAUAAAUUGCCAUGUGUUGGGACCAUCACCAUUGAUACUUUGUGCUGCUGGAUAUAAAUUACUGCUUUCGGUUAAACUCCUUAACAACAGCAAAAUUAAUAUAUCUGGUGUGCAUUGUCUGCCAGUAUUUAACAUUUGUACGUUUGAAAUGUGUCUACAUGCAACAAAAUAACCUUUUAGUCAUAUUUAUUUGAUGUGAAAGUCACCUUUGAAAAAAUUGCCGUUGGCAGGCUCUAAAUUGUCAUCGGUAAUCCAUUUCACCAACAGCAAAUAUUUUUUUUAAAUGCUGGGAGUGACAAUUCCUUAAGUUCGAGCCCUGUUGUAUGUAUGUAACCUCUUAUUUGACAGUGAUAUUGUACUGGUGGUUUCCUAGCUGAUCAUCAUAUCAUUGUUCUGCAGUACUAAAUUAACUUUUUGUUACAGUAUUAGUUUCCCAGUGGAACUGAAAACGAGGCUUUGUUACACCAAAAAUCUGUCAAUGUCGUAAUGCAGAUCAUAAUAGACUGGUGUUUAGAAAAGAAAAACACAUUUUGUAAAAAUUUUAAAGCUAAAAGCACAUUCCAUGCAUAAUUUGAAUAGUUUUGGUGCUUCAAUACUUCAUUGAGGUUAAAGUUAAAUGUUGGUUAUAUUUUCCUAUGUUAUUAUUAAUGUUAAAUGUUCACUAGUUUUCCUGUGUUCACAGUGUUUCCAUUUGUUACGGCAGGACUCUGAAAAUUGAAAAUCUGUGUAAACCAUUUAUGGGUUACGCAAAAACUAAUUCAGGUAACCUAUUUCGAUUUUUUCGUAACCCGUGAUGACCAUGUAAAUGAUGUCAUAAAUUCAAUGUGCAAAAAAACAACAAAUGGGUUACACAAAACUGUAUUUACGCGAGCGAUGCACGAACAAAUCUAUUGCUCUCUCGCAAUUUUCAGAGACCUGUUGCCAUUAAAAUUAACGUUAAAACUUUUAAAUUCUCAUUACUGUGUUUAAUGUUAAAUAUUGCCCUGUGUUACAGUUAUGGAUGACACAUAUUUUUGUAUUUAAAUAUUUCUUAAUUUUUACCGUUACUGUUAAGUUUAAAGUUGGUAAAAUUUUCCAUGAAUGUGUUUAAGGUUAAAUAUUGAUUACUUUGUUCCAUGUUAUAACUAGGUUAUUGGUUGUUUUAUUUGUGUUGUGGUUUAUGACAACUAUGGCAAGUAUUACAGUGAAGUUUGAGAUAGGUAUAUCUUUUCCUAGAUCAUAGUUAAGGUUAAUAUUAUUUUUAGGAUGUCAGUGGCAAAUGAAUGGAAAUAUUUUCAAGUUAACUCUGACAAAAAUUAUUAUUUGGCUCUAAUUUUAUUGCAUCACUUUGCCACUUUAAUAAUAGGUACAUGUAUUUUAGAAAAAAAUUGGCUCUUCUUGUUUUUUUCCAUUGCAGAAUGUGCUAUCUUUUCUGUGUUAAGAGUGUAUAAAGGAUUUUUUAAAUUUCUAAUUGACAAGUAAUCUAAUGUACAGCACCAAGCAUCUCUCUUCCCCCCCCCCCCCCCCCCCCCCCCCGCCAUCACAAGAAUCACAAACAUAAUUAUUAUGAUAGACAUAGAUUGAAAUAUCCAGGGUUGUCCGUAAAAAUUUCUUUCUUUCUACAAAAUCAUAUAUUAACAAAUUUCAUUAAUUAUUGACCACAUUGAUAUUACUAAAUCAGUUUGUAAGGACCUAAAUAUGUUCAGUGUAUUAAAUAUGCCAGGUAUGCAACAUAUUUUUCAUUAUAAUUAUUUAUGACAUGUUAAUUAAUUUGGUCAUAUACUGAUUUACUAAUUUUUUUGUCUUAAUGGCAUUAUUUUUAAAUACUUGACGAAUGUUUUACUUUACAAAACCAUUUUAGAAAGACUUACUAACAGCUAAUAUAAUUUUUGUCUUGCCUUUGUCAAGUAAAAUGGCAAAUGGCAAGAUAUGAGGAUUACUUUUCCAGUGGCGCUGUCUGCAAUGGUGAUGGCAUCAACUUUAGUAUUAAAGUGUCACAUCUGCAUCAGAUUCAUAAAAAUAUAAGUCCUAGGUCAAUGAAACUUGGUUUGUAGUUGCACGUUUGGGUGUUCAUCACAGUGCAUGUGAAAAGAAUAAAAACAUUAAUUAAUUAAGCAUUUUUAAUUAAAAUACUUUUGCAUUUUGCUUAAAGUUAAAGUUUUCCCUUUAACUCCAUUACUAACAAACUAUGUUAGUCACAGAUCGAUGAAACCUGUUGUAUAGUUGGUCCCAUGGAUGUUCAUCACAAUGCAUGUGAAAAGAAUUUAAAAUUAAAUAAUUUAAAUGUUUUAAUUAAAAUACAUUUUCAUUUGGCUUAACAUUAAAGUUUUGCAUUUGGUUCCAUUUCUCUCAAACUUUAAGUCCUAAAUAACCUUGUUGAUGAUCUUUGGUAUAGUUUAUGAACAUUUAAAGCUGUUUUCAGCCUAAAGUUCUGCCAGCAAAUGUUUCGUGAACUAUUUGAUUGCUUUCCAACGUGGCCAUUUGAUUUACUGUGAAUCAUAUAAACCAGUCUAGCGGAAGUUUUCCCACUCGGUUCAGCAACGCAGCCUUGAAGUAUAUUAAUAAUAUUUAAACAUUUGCAAUAGUUCAUCAUUUGUUUGGUUCUUUCUAUGAUGUGUUUCUUCAAUUUCACUUAGAUGUCAUUUAUAAUCUAGAUCUCAUUAAAAUAUAGAUCUACGUGUAGUUUAAUAUAAUUACUGUAUAAUCCCAUUGGCUCGAACCCCGUUGGUGCUCGAAAAAGUGUUUAACCCAUUGGGUAGUUCGACCUAACCAUUCGGUCAACAAUGUGUAAGUGUAACUCGGGUCUUUGUUUUUGGUUCGAGUGUUGCGGUAUAUUCGACCCUUCAGAGUUCCACACUUCCGAGUUCCACCCAUCGAGAUUCUACUGUAGUUUUUGUGAUGAACAUCCAGCAGUGAUACUGAAUAAGUUUAUGGUAGGCAAGACUAUUUCAUUCUGUGAAAUUCUUGUUUUUGUUUAUGGUUUACCCACAUGUAUACCAAUAACUUGUUCAAACUUUUAAAUUUUUAAUUUUAUGUCAUGGAGUCCAUGUAUACUAGUAUUAGGUUUAAAGUUAUUGGUGCAGUGUUGUUUGGAUUUUUUUGGAGGGGGUUUUAAUUGUGAAUUUCCAAAUUGUGUCACAUUAUCUUCAUAUUAUGAAGAUGUAAUCAUCAUGUGAAAUAAAUAAGUUGUGUUAA
Molecule: messenger RNA, 3832 nt
Organism: Gigantopelta aegis
Lineage: Eukaryota; Metazoa; Mollusca; Gastropoda; Neomphalida; Peltospiridae
Product: gamma-aminobutyric acid receptor-associated protein-like 2
Exons: 4
Coding region: 154-528 (124 amino acids)
Biological process (GO): autophagosome assembly; cellular response to nitrogen starvation; autophagy of mitochondrion
Cellular component (GO): autophagosome; cytosol; autophagosome membrane
Molecular function (GO): ubiquitin protein ligase binding
Source: RefSeq, a predicted model, not a curated record